Messenger RNA from Plasmodium vinckei vinckei, 4323 nucleotides. RefSeq names its product conserved Plasmodium protein, unknown function. Lineage: Eukaryota; Apicomplexa; Aconoidasida; Haemosporida; Plasmodiidae. Bases 1 to 4323 code for a protein of 1440 amino acids. The transcript has a single exon. The record is from RefSeq and is a predicted model, not a curated record.
AUGCAGCUAUCCAAAUGUUUAAGAAAUUAUGUACAUUACCUAAAAACACAAAAUGAAUUAAAACAAUUAUACAAAAGUAAUAACAUUUUAUUAAUAAAAAAAUGGAUCCAUGUUUCGAGUGUGUUUAAAUUGAAUGGUAGCAAUACGGUUAGUGAUAUCAAAAAGAACAAGGUUGUCAUAAAAAAUGUAGAUCCCUUUGAUGAAAAUGAUAAAGAGAAUUAUAUAAACCAACAAGCUGAACAGGACUGUUUAGCAAACACAAAUUUGUUAUGGGGAAAUAAAAAUAUUAUAAAUAAUAUGGACAACCAAGUGAAAAACAAAAUAGAAAUGAUUUUACAUUCAUAUAAAUCUAAAAAAAUAAAUGAUUGUGUACAAGAAGUGUUAGAAAUUGUAAAUAGUUAUCCUAGAAAUAAAGACAUAUAUAUAAAUAAAAAUUUAUUAUUACCUUUUUAUAAAAUAUUAAUAAAAAAAAGAUAUUAUUUAAAUAAUUUAAAAAAUAAUAUAUAUGAAAAUUGUUCUAUAAAUAUAUUUGAUUAUAUUCACUACAAUAUUAAUGAGCAUUUAAAAUUUUAUAAUUUAAAAAAUAUACAUGAAUUAUUAACUUGUUUAUCAAAAUAUUUAUAUAAAAAUAAGGCUAACUUAAUUACAGAUGAAUUAAUUAAAAAUAUAUUUUAUCUUUCAUUCUUUUCCCAUUUUAAUAAUUUUAAUUAUAAAACUAGUAAGCAAACAAAUUAUUUAAAACCACAAAAGGGAAUACCCUUACAUGAAUAUAAUGCAGACACAAACCGACAACCAGAUAUAAAACAAUCGAGCAUAGAAGAAAAUACAAACGAUGCUCCUAAAGUUUGUGAAAAUAAUGAAUUAGAAGGAAGAAAAAAAAGAUGUACAUAUGAUAAAACAUUUUAUUAUUUAAAAAGUUAUGUCAUUUUUUUAUCCAAUCAUCCAAAGUAUGCCAAUAAAAAAAUAGUAUCUAACAUAUUGACAUUAGCAAAUAAAAUUCUACAUUUUGAAAUAAAUUCGAUUAUGUUGUUAUCUUUUUUGUCUGCCUAUUUAAACUUAUUAAAAAAAUAUCGUGAAAAAAAUGUUAGCAAUUCUAUUUUUAUAAACAGAAAUGCAAAUUAUCACAUUUUACACACAAUUUUGAAAGACUUCAAUUUGAAGGAAAUUAAAAAUAAGAAUAAAACAGACAAGAUUGAAAAUAAAUUAGAUGGUUCUACUCUUUGUGAUAUAGAAAAGGAAGUCAAUACAAAUGAAGGAUACAGCUUAUGGGGUUGUUCCCAUAUUAUUAAUAUUGUAAAAAUUUUAAAAAUAAAAAAUAUUUUAUCCUCAAAAGUGUUUGAAUCAGAUGAAUGUGAAAAAUUGUUACAAGAGACAUUUGCUAAUAUUAUAAAUAAGCUUGACAUAUUUUAUUUGAAUAGUAAAAAUAAUUUUAUUAGUUUAUCAAAAAAUGAAAUUGAUAGUUUUUUUUGUAUAUAUACAAAUUUAUCAAUAUUAUUAAAUGAAGUAAUAAAUAAAAGAGAUACAUUUUUUUUAAUUGCAAAUUUUUUUACAAACUCAUUUCAAACUAUAUAUAUAUAUUACAACAAUUUACACAUUAACAUGUUAAUAAAUUUGCUAAACGGAAUUUACAAUCAGAUAUGUGCAUAUUCUAAAAUAGAUAUAUAUGACAAACAUUUUGAUAACAUUUUAACUAGCCAUUUUAAUGAAGAAACAGAUUGGAAAAAAAUAAAAACUCCAACACAUUUUUUAAGAAUAAAAGAUGAGUUAGAAACAGAAAUUAAUCCUAUAGCUAGCUGUCUAUAUUUAGUAAAUGAUAUUGGUACAUGUUUAUUAUCUUCAAUUCAAGAACAAAAUCAAAUCUCUUUAACUAAAUUAAUAACUAUUUUAAAUUAUAUACAUAAAAUAAAUAAAAUAUUUCUUCCUUCUAACAUAUUUAAUAUUUUAAUUUUUAACUAUCUUGAUGAAAUUCAAAAAAUAAUUAUAAAUUACGAUAAAAGAAUAAAUAAAGAGAAACCGGAAAACCAUCACAUUCUUAUAUUUAUGAACUUAUAUCUUUAUUAUAAAAAUGAAAAUAUAUUAGAUCUCAAUUUGUUAAACAGAUGUAUAAACUUUGUAAAUAUCGAUGACCAAAAUAUAGGAACCAUUGAUGAAACUGAAAUUGUUAUGCUCCUUAAUUUUUUUAAAAAAUAUCAACAAAUAAAAAGAAAACCUAAUAAUCCAAACUUAACAAUAAACACACAAAAUAGAGAAAGUAAAAUAACUAAUUUAAAAAAAUGCGACUCUAUAGUUAGUGAUAAUAUUAAUGAAGGGGCUGAGCUCUUUUCAGGAAACAUUUUCAAAUUUUUAAAUCAAAAACAUCAAGAGUACAACUUCGAACAUUUUGAGGUGUACAUAAAAAAAUGUAUAAACACGAUUGUAAACAAACUUAUAUUUUCACAUGCCAAAAAAGAUCACUUAAAAAGUUUAACACAAAAAAUUGAAAAUAAAACAAGUUGUAAUCCUUUAUAUGAUAUGCAACUAAAAAUAGAUGGAAAUAAAAUGGUUAGUCCCCAUUAUGAUGUCACAAAAUUUUCAGAAAAUAAAUUAAACCUUUUUCAAACUAAUAGUAUAUCUAUAAAAAAUGAAAAUAUACAAUAUUCCAUAAAUUUAUAUUUUAUGUUAUAUGAAAUUUAUUUUCAUCAUUAUCCAAUUACAGAAAAACAAAAAGAAGUAUCACUAUCCUUUUUAACAAACCUUAUUAAUUUAAAAAAAAAUAAUUUAAACGAAGAAAAUUACUAUCAUAUAAUAUCCUGUUUUUUAAACAUAAAAAAUUUUAAUCACAAUGCUUACUAUUUAUAUAAACAGUACCUAAAGAAUAACUACAAAAAGGUAAACAUAAAAUAUGUGGCUUUAAUUAUGAAAAAAAUGCUUGAAGAAAAUUUUCAAACUUCAAAUGGUAGUAAAGAUGACACUUUUAUUUCUAGUGAUCAAAGUGGUAUUAUACAGAUAAGUAAAGAAAAUUCAACCUUUGAAAAUAUUAUUUAUUUGUCUUGUAACUCCCUAAUAUGUGAUACAGAUUAUGUAAACAAUUUUAGACACAUUAAAGAAGUACUUCAUACCUAUUGUGAAAAUUAUAUAAACUAUUAUAUUAUAAGAAACAAUUUUAAUUAUUUUUCUCUUUCCUAUUUCAACAAGUUUAUAUAUCCUAAUCAAAUUAAAUUAAAUAAGAAUGUAAUGAUUAUGUUGCUAAACACGUUUUCAAAUUUGUAUUACACUAUAAAUAAGUAUUUGCAUGCAAAAAAGGUAGAAAAAAUUGACGGGAAAAAAAAUAAAAAUGAAAAGAAUGAAAAGACUGCUAGCCAAAUCAGUUCUUUAAAUCAACGGAAUAGUGAAAGUGAAAAUAUAAAUUUAUGUCGCUGGGAAAAAAAUUGUGAAUAUAUAAACAAAGAGGCGGGAUAUAAUGAUUUUAUCAAAAAUAAAUUAUUAAAAAAUAUAACAAAAAUAAUACAAAAAAUGUAUAGAAAUAUAAAACGAAAAAAUAAUACAAAUAAUAAAAUAUCAAAUAGAGAUCUAAUAGAUAUAAUGGUUGCUUUAAAAAACACAAAAUCAAGACCCCAUAAUAUUUUAUUGUAUUUAUCAAAAAUGUAUAUCAAUCAAAUGUUUAACAACAAAUUUAUUAAAGUAGAUCAUCAUGUAAAGUAUAUGAAUAGUAUAAUAUAUCUUGAUUUUUUAAAUGAAGCAAAUAUUUUAUAUAUCUCUACUAUUGCAAAAGAUAAAAUAAAAAUAACAAAUAUAAAUGAAAAUACAUCAGAAAAAAACCUCAUUUUUUUCUAUCAUAUUUUAUUUGAUAACUUUUUGAAACUCCCUUCUUCAGCAUUAUUUGUUCCAAACAUAUCAACAUAUCUUCUGAAUAUAAUUAUGUUAUACUUUGAUUUACUAAAUUAUAAAUAUGAAAAAAAAAAAAAAUUAUUAACAAAAAUAAUUUUUUUUAUACAAUCAUUAUUAAAAUUGUAUUAUGUAGACAAAGUUAUAUUACCAAACGAUUUAGAUAAAAGAAAUAUUUAUCUUAUUUUUUUAUUAUUCUCAUUAAGUAAUAAUAAUAAAUAUAUAAAUAUAUCAUCAUUACCCUUUGACACAUUAAAAUUAUUUUAUAAUAAAAUAAUUUUGAAAAAUAUGGAUAACUUACAAACCCCUCAAAUAUAUUCCUCUUUUGUACAUCAUACUAUAUACAACUUUGUAUUUAAUUUUUUCAAAGAAUAUCCAAAUAAAUAUAAAAUUGUGAAUGAAACAAAAAUCCAUUUUUAUAAUGUUGAUUUAUUUAUAGAGAAGAAUACACCAUCAUAA